AAGAUCUUAUAGGACGAGAGCGGCGGAUGGAUCGAUACCUCUUCCGGACUUGGCCCUCGCGUUUUGAUUGACCCCAUUCGACAUCGCCGUCUCGACCUGGUCGCAUCCAUUCAACAGUCUGCUGCGACUCAGCGAACAGGGAUCGAGGAAGACCUGAACAGCGCAGUGUAAAAAAGUAGAACGAACGGAGAGCAGGAGUAGGAGACCUCUCUGCUUCCUCACCCGGCAUCGGGUUCUUUGACGAGGAUGAACCCCGAUUAUGGGCAGUAUGGCCAGGCGCAAGGAUCGAACCAGCAACAGCCUAACUACCAAGCUCUGGCUCAGAUGAAUGGGUUUCCUACCAGUCAAUUCGGAGCUUCCAAUAACAACAGCAACAACCUCAACAAUGCCGGAAACAACAGCGGCUCUCCAAGCCUCGGGCUGGGCAAUAACGGCCUGCCCAUGGGAUUUAACCCGCAAAUGUUCAGUCAAGCCGGUGGGAACCUCAACAUGAACGUCGGUCAGCAACAACAGCAGCAGAUGAACUCGAGUCUGCCGUUGUACCAGCAGACGCAGAUGGCCACACUAGCAGCGUACCGGCAGGUACAGGCUCAGGCUCAAGCUCAAGCUCAGGCGCAAGGUCAAGGUCAGGGUCAAGGUCAAGCGGGUCAGGGGACGCUCAACCUCGGCGGGAUAGGUCAACAGCCGCAACAGUCAUUUUCACCCGCCAUGGGUCGACAACAGAGUACAGGUGGACAACCGCAGAUACCCCAGGGGAUGAUGAACCAUCCGACCAUGGUCAGGGCAAUGCAGGCUCUCGCUUCCAACCCGAUCGCUGGCGUGGCUGGAGGGAUGAACAACGGUCAAAUGGGCGGGACGGGUAUGGGGAUGGGAAUGGGGAUGCAGGCGGGUUUAGGGGCAGGAAUGAACAUGGGACUGGGAGGGAUGCAGCAGCAACAGCAGCAUUUCCAACAGCAGAUGCAGCAGCACCAUCAACAGCAGCAGCAGCAGCAACAGCAACAGCAGCAACAACAACAAGGCGGCGGAAUCCAGAUGAAUCUUCAGCAGCAGGGAGGGAUGGGUCAACCGUUCAGGGGCCAGAACCAACCGAUGCAACCGGGUCAGAAACCUCAGCCAAGUUUCCCCGGAGUUGCCGCAGCGGGAGGGUCCAACUCGUCCCCGUCGCCGAGAAUGAACACCCAGUUCACGCCGAACAUGUAUCAACAGCAUGUGCCUCGACCGUCCUCAGCUGCGUCCCAUCAUUCUCAAGCCCAAACGCAAGUUCAAGGACAGCAACAACAGAUGCCGCCGUCCACGCCGACUCCGCAGACGGGCUUUCCGCCGCAAAUGGGGAUGCCGACCAAUAUCAACGCUUCGACCCUGUUGGGCAAGCGAAAAGAACGCAGCUCGAUAGGUGGGGUCGGGGCUGGUCCCGGGGCUGGUCAAGGAUCACCUGGAACAAACAUGAGGAAUAAGAGGCAGAAUACGGAUGGCGGUGCGGGCCAGACGCAGCAGGCUCAGGGUCUAGGUCAACCGCAGGGGAUGAAUCUCGGUGGCAUGAUGCCUGGCGGUCAGCAGGGGAUGAGUCAAGCGGGAUUACAAGCGAUGCAGCUACCCCAGGGUAUGAACGGGAACGUUCCGCAGCAACAGCAGCAACUGCCUAGCGGGAUGGCUCUUCCCCAGUCGAUACCGAUGCCUCCGAAUUGCCCGUUUGAUCCUCGACUGUUACCUUACAUACAAGCGUUGUCGAACCCGAGCACGGCAGACGUCAUGCGACAGAACCAGCCGGCGUUCUUUGCGAGCCUCGUCAAGGCUCACGAGCUGCUGAGAUCAGGUGCGGUUGACCCCGAGACGAUAGCGAGCAUGCAAAAGUACGUGCAGCAGGUCGCCGUCCUCGCAAGGGUCCAGCAGCAACAACAAGCGCAACAACAACAGCAUCAGCAGCAGCCGCAGCUUCCACAGCAGCAGCUUCAACAACAGCAGCAGCAGCAGCCGCAAAUGCAGCCGCCAGCUUCCACACCUGCAUCUUCUGGCCCGAACGGCGCGUCUGGCCGAAAGGGUCAGGCCGAAGGCAAACCCGCCAAGUCGCCUGCAAACCCGCCGAAGAAGGAUGAGAAGAAACGUAGUCACAAGGCGAAACCGAAGAAGAACGCUGCCAACGAUCUCAAGCAGCGGGAAGCGGUUGCUGUCCCCGCUGCCGCCGAGCAGUCAAAUAACGCGGCUGCUGGUCCAAGUAUACUGCCAGGUCCGGUAAAUCCGGUUCAUCCCAUCAAUGUUGCCCCUCCCCCACCAUCCGCUCCAUCCAUACCAAUAAAGCCUCCUUCCCCGGCGUACGAGCCGGUGCCGAUCGAGUCUUGGCAGAAAUACCGACAUCCGACCCUCCCCAUCAUGCAUCUGCAGCGAAUACCAGAUGAGCUCGACGAGAUGAAGGAUCCUACUCUAGGCGGUGCAAUCCAACCGCUCUCUGACGGGACGAAGAAUCAAAUGCGGACGUGGAUCGAUCGAGAUAUCGAUUACGCAUCGGCUUGGGACGUACAGCGCAAGCAGAUGAGUGAGCGUAUGCAGGAAUGGAGAGCCACUCAACAACCUGCUUGGUGGGAACACGACAAGCGGAUGCCUAAAGCGAGACCAGCGACGGGGCUCGACUUGAUCUGGCCAGUCGACAAAAACAAUCAGAGGGACAAGAAGCGGAUGAACGGCAAACACAUGGCCCUCCGAUUUACGAAAGCGCAACUGCGAGCACCGGCGAAUGUGCAGGAUCGACUGAUACCUGUGCGUAUAGAUCUCGAGCUGGAUCAGAGCAGAUUCCAGGAUACCUUCAUAUGGAACGCUUCGGACCCCCUCAUCACGCCAGAAAUGUUCGCGCAGACCAUUUGCGAGGACUUUGAUCUGCCGAUGGAGCCUUCGCGGACUCGUAUAGCGGAAACAAUAAAAGAGCGGGUGCGAGACGCCGAGCAAGCCAUCGUUCCGCAAUCCACUUUGGCCGAAGUGGAGAGUGCCUUGACAGAUGAUGACGUUGAGUGGUGGAAGCGCAUGCGGAAAGAAGCUCUGUCGCUCGAUGAACAUGCCGACGAGGAUGACAGGCCAAUGCCUGUUGAAGAUCUGAUGGUUGGGGAUGUGGAAGGGUUACCUUACGAUUUGCGGAUUAGGAUACAGCUCGACAUCAUCUCUGGCGAAAUGCACUUGACGGAUUGCUUCGAGUGGGACAUACAGUCAGAAACGACGCCAGAACACUUCGCCGAGGUGUAUUCGCUCGAAUUAGGCCUGAACGGCGAGUUCAAGACUGCCAUCGCCCACGACAUCCGGGAACAGAUGCAAGCCUAUCUCAAGUCUCUGACUUUGGUCGGAUACGCGUUCGACGGUAGUCGCAUCGCCGACCAAGACUUGGCUGCCGACUUUUUGCCCCCAUUGAGCGAAGUGGUCCGUAACGAUAGCAACUUGAUCUCAACAUAUACGCCCUUCCUGACCGCCGUCACGGAGAUGGACCAGCACGCGUUCGAGCGAGAUCGGGACAAGGACAAGGACCGCAAGAAGAAGCGAGGUACUCGGGCGAGGAGGUUGGUCGCCCUACCAGAUCGUGAACCCGUCAAGACGAAUCGCAGCAGGAUCAGCGGGGGUAUGGACGAGAAUGGUGUUCCGAUCGUGCUUUCGGCCAUUCCCAAGCUACCGCUGCCCAUGAAGCCGACUCCGACGAGGACCAAGACGGCGCCGAGAAGGGCCGCUGCUAUCGCCGCGAAAGCUAACAUCACGACGAUGACGAGCGAGUUGCAACACGACGAUCAUUCGGCGGCACCUAGUCCGGAGCAGAGCGUCGUCAUGGCCGUAAGGGCUAGCAGAAGAAACCGUGUCAAUACGGCUUCUCCCGAACCUGCCAAAGCCGUUGUCCAGCCUCCUAUCAAAGAAGAAGUCGCAGGACCUGCUCGCCGUACGUCAUCUUCUAGCAACAUCCACACCCGUCCGGUGGACCCUCCGAAGGAACGUCCGCCUAGUGCGUGGACUUGCUCGCACUGUCAUCGCCCCGAGGCUGUCUUGGAUGACAAGAGACGGUUCGACGGACCGCUCGGACGACCCAACUUGUGUUCCGAUUGUGGUAAGUCGGUAUGACCCGAGUUCAUGCGUGGCAAGGCGAAAACUGAAGAAACACCAUGCGUCUCUUGUGCUUGUAACAGCUCCCCUCUUCCCGGUCGAGACGGCCAAGAGCAAGGAAGUCACCCCGCCGCCCUUCCAGGAUGUCGCUUCGCCCGACUCGACGUUUUCGGAAGA
Filobasidium floriforme is the source of this 4242-nucleotide messenger RNA. RefSeq lists its product as uncharacterized. Lineage: Eukaryota; Fungi; Basidiomycota; Tremellomycetes; Filobasidiales; Filobasidiaceae. Gene Ontology annotation, cellular component: nuclear chromosome; nucleus. The record is from RefSeq and is a predicted model, not a curated record. The transcript is spliced from 6 exons. The coding region runs from base 247 to 4083 and encodes 1278 amino acids. Gene Ontology annotation, biological process: chromatin remodeling; regulation of transcription by RNA polymerase II. Gene Ontology annotation, molecular function: transcription coregulator activity.